CGGGCCAGAGCCUGGAGAUCCCAGAGGCCUCAGGUGGGACCGUCCUCCGGCCCAUGCAACCCCUUCUCCCUCCUGGUCAGAUCGUGUUUGAAGCCACUCUGAGCGGCCAGCCAGCCCUGGGGCCCAUCGCCCUGGACGACGUGGAGUAUCUGGCCGGGCAGCACUGCCGGCUGCCCGCAUCCAGCCAGGGGGACACGGCACUGGCCACAUCGGUGCCAACCGUGGUCGGCAGCGCCCUCCUUGCCCUCGUCCUCCUGGUGCUGCUCGGACUCCUGGGGCGGCGCUGGUUGCAGAAGAAGGGGGGCUGCCCCUCCCGGGGCGAGACGACAGCCGUGGCCCCAGGCUUUGACAACAUUGUCUUCAAUGCGGAUUGUGUCACCCUGCCGGCUUCGCUCACCGACCACCAGUAGAUGACCCAGAGACUGGCUCCCCACACGAGCAUCCCCCACCCAUCAGCCCCAGGGAGUAACGUCUGCCCCUCCUCCAUGAUGCACUGAGCCCCCGUGCGGUCAUCCUUUAGGGACUGCCACCCACAUGCCUGGGGAUGGUCCUCACCCCAACAAUAAAUGCCCUGGCCUGGGAGGGUGGCCCCCACGUACUGGCUGGGGUCUGUGCAUCCUGUUCUGUCAGCAGGAAGGUGGGCUCUGGGGGAUCUCCAGCUCAAAGGAUGUGCUUGGGGGGACCUCUCAUGUCUCCGUGACUCAGGUGACAGGUAACAGGCAGGCCACACGAGACAGGACCAAGGGCUAGAGGCAUCAGACACAGACACACUGGGACCCCGAUAAGCCCCUGCCCCAGAGGGUACCCCAACACUCAGGUGGCCCAGCCCACCCCGUGGGACGUGACCCAAGCCCUGUCCAGCCCCUGCGCCUUGCCAGGUGAUUCUGCCUCUGACUGAGGACAGGGAGGAACUCCCACAGGCACAGGUGACAGCCUGAGUAGCACGUAUUUAACCAGGUGUAAGGUGGCGUAGAGCUGGUCUGGGGCGGGGGGAUGCCCUGCUGUGUCGCGGUUCUGAAGGUCCAUGUCCACCAUCCCACGGUGAAGUGCAAGUGGUCCCCAGGAUGACGGGUCUCAAAGCAGAGGUCCCUCGGUGCCCUGGGGAUGCCGCUGAGCAGGUCGAUGGCAGGCUAAGCUGAGGUUCCUGCCCUCCUGACCUCACGGGCUCUGGGCAUGAAGGCGCCCCGUCCCUGAGCUGUCAAGGCCCUGGCGCACUCACACACCCUCCCCGCCUAAUAAGAUGGAGCGCAGUCUUUCUAACCCAGGGAGGGUCCCUCUGGGCAUGGCCGUCCUGGGGAACACAUCCACACCCACGCAGCCAGGUGCUCCCCUCCUGCCGGCAGGAAGUGCCCCCACCUUGCCAUCCCGGCCUACUGGGGACUCCCAAGCCAGGGGAGGGCACGGACCUGGUGCCAAGAGGCCAAUGCCCAUGAACUGUGCCAGCAGACGGUGACGAGGAAGCCGCAUUUCAGAGUGACUGUCACAGUCCCUCAGGCACCCCCCAACCCAGUGGCAUGUCGUGAAAACCAGAGGCACGCUAGGGGCGUGGCAGACC
This is a messenger RNA of Ailuropoda melanoleuca (giant panda), 1555 nucleotides long. Its product is annotated as apical endosomal glycoprotein-like. The transcript has 3 exons. Gene Ontology annotation, cellular component: membrane. Bases 54 to 410 code for a protein of 118 amino acids. Lineage: Eukaryota; Metazoa; Chordata; Mammalia; Carnivora; Ursidae. The record is from RefSeq and is a predicted model, not a curated record.